CUCUAUCUCUCUCUCUCGGCUCUAAGUGUUAGAAGCUGAGAGCAGAAAGAAUGGAGAGAAACCUCAAACCACGCUCAUCUUUUCUUCUUUUCUCUCUAUGUAUCUUGUCAUCCCUUGUUCAUAUCCAUGGAAAGAAGCAAGGAGAGGUUCUUGAUUCUCUGUAUAGAGCGAAGUCCAAGAAGUCUGGGAUCGACACGAGCCUUUUUCAGGCGAGCGUUCACCCUGAAAUUCUUGACUCCAAGAUUUAUCAUCAAGAAGGACUGAAGGAGAAAGACAGGAUCAAAAUGUUGCCUGGACAACCGCCGGUCAAAUUUGAUCAUUAUGGUGGUUAUGUCACCGUCGAUGAAUUGGCCGGACGAGCAUUUUAUUAUUAUUUUUCCGAAGCAGAGCGAAAUAAGGAGUUGAUGCCACUUCUUCUAUGGCUUAAUGGAGGCCCCGGUUGCUCAUCCAUCGCCUAUGGAGCAAUGCAGGAACACGGACCAUUCCGAGUCCAUAGUGAUGGGAAGACUCUCUUCAGAAAUAAAUUUGGAUGGAAUGCUGCUGCGAACGUGUUGUUCCUAGAGUCUCCAGCUGGAGUCGGUUUUUCCUAUUCUAACACAACAUCGGACUAUAACGCGAACGGAGACAGCAAAACAGCCGCGGACAAUUAUGUAUUCUUGCUAAAUUGGCUGGAGAGGUUUCCCGAGUACAAGAACCGGGACUUUUACAUUUCAGGCGAGAGCUACGCGGGUCAUUACGUGCCUCAGCUCGCUCACAACAUCUUAGCCAACAACAAGAAGGCGAACAAGACCCUUAUCAACCUCAAAGGGAUUAUAAUUGGAAACGCAGUAAUCAAUGACGAGACGGACCAGAGUGGGAUGUACGAAUACUUUGCUACACAUGCAUUGACAUCCGACGAAACAUGGUAUGCAAUUCAAAAGUAUUGCAACUUUUCACCAAAUGUCACCAAUCAAGUAGACCAAUGCAAUUCGGCUUUGAACGAAGCGGAUAAUGAUGUUUCUUCUAUCGACAUUUACAACAUCUACGCUCCUCUGUGCUUCUCUUCCAACCUGACUUCUCUUCCCAAGAAGGCCGACAUCCUGAACUUUGACCCGUGUGGAGACUACUAUGUUCAUGCUUACCUGAACAGAGAAGAUGUGCAAGAGGCGCUUCAUGCCAACGUUACGAAGCUCAAUCACGACUGGGAACCGUGCAGCGAUGUUAUCCAGCAGUGGGGAGAUAGCCCUUCCACCAUCAUCCCUCUCCUCCAAGAAUUCAUGUCCAAUGGGCUUCGCGUCUGGGUGUUCAGCGGGGAUACGGACGGAAGAGUGCCGGUGACAUCGACCCAGAGGUCUCUCAGCAAGAUGAGCCUCCCCACGAAGAGUAAAUGGCGUCCCUGGUUCUUUAAGGGCGAGGUCGGAGGGUACGUGCAAGUGUACGAGGGAGACCUGACGUUUGCGACGGUGCGAGGAGCAGGGCAUCAGGUGCCGAGCUAUCAGCCCAAGAGAGCUCUCUCUCUCAUCUCUCACUUCCUAGCUGGCUCUCUACUCCCAUCAAAGUAGACCCUUCAAGUGCUUGAAGAUGAUGGAAUUAAUGCUUGAGGACUCGCUUUUCUCUCCACUUUCUGUUUUCUUUCUUUGGUAAUUCACAUGGGCGUGCAUGUAAAUAUUCAGUUAUUAGGGAUUCAAGAACGUCAUUGUUUCUCUGUUAACGAAGAAAUUGAUGCGUGGAUGAUUAACAAAACAAUAUCAAGAAUUAUUGUAGCUCACAAGAGUCCUAAUUAUUUUAAUAUAGUUCUCUUUGAAUUUGCUGA
This is a messenger RNA of Eucalyptus grandis, 1792 nucleotides long. RefSeq names its product serine carboxypeptidase-like 40. Gene Ontology annotation, molecular function: serine-type carboxypeptidase activity. NCBI's taxonomy places the organism in Eukaryota, Viridiplantae, Streptophyta, Magnoliopsida, Myrtales, Myrtaceae. The record is from RefSeq and is a predicted model, not a curated record. The coding region runs from base 51 to 1541 and encodes 496 amino acids. The transcript is spliced from 7 exons. Gene Ontology annotation, biological process: proteolysis. Gene Ontology annotation, cellular component: vacuole.